AUGGGUGUGCCCGGUGCCUCCGAAGCCCCUUCUGUCUCAGAAGGGGGCCUCUCCCCUCCCCAGCCCUCCCCGCUCUCCCCGGAUGUCUCGGAGGACGGAGCCUCGAGAGGCUCGAGCUCUGCGAUCCCCCCGAUCCGCAUAAGGAGAGCCUCCACGGCUCCUACGCAGGCUCGAGGCUUCGCGUUGCCGUUAGGCCUUGUUGCACCGGCACGGCCUGCUGGGCGCUCGGGGUUUGGGGGCCUCUCCGCGAGCAGCCCUUUUGGAGGACUGAGGGAUAGGCCUCUGGGAGCUUCCCUGGUGGGCUCCCUGGAGCAUGCGCCUCGCCAAGACUUGGCAUUCGACUCCGAGGGGGAGGCGGAGGGGGCACCCGAAGCGGGGUCCUUGGCAAGCUUUAUUUCGCGGACGAGCAGCCGUGGCUCGGGCGUGGGCAGAAAUCACCGAUUCGCAUUCUCUUUGGCGUCGGCUGCUUCCACCCGCCUUCUCGCAGAGGCCGACGAGCUCCAGGCUGCAGCUGGGCCUGCUUGGCAAGAAGGCUCUCCCGCUCCGCCGCAGGGUGCGUCUUCGUCGCGCGGAGAGGCCCCCCAAGUACGGGCAGUCCUCGGCGAGGGGCUUCCGCGGCUCCUGGAUCUGGAAAUUUGGGAGCUGUUCGAGGGAGUCGAGAAAGAGAACGAUGUGGAAUCGCUCAGGAAAAGACUGGGGGCCCUGGGCUUCUGGUUCUACAAGGUGGAGGGAGACUUAGCCUUGUGGCUGGAGCGUGCCGUCUCGCUGCAGCAGCAGCUCCAGCAGCAGCAGGAGCUGCUGCUAGAGCAGGACUACCACCACCAACAGAAGGCGCUUCUCCAAGAAGCAAUCAGCACUCAACAGCUGAAGGACCUAGCAGCGGCGAAGAAGGAAAGGGACGGUCUCCUGGAAGAGCUUUACUGCCUUAGACGCUCUCUCGGCACCGCAAACGCAGCACUUGCAGAAGCCGAACGAAGGAACAAAGACGCCCCAAAUGAAGACACCACACACCCUGUACGUCUUAGUUGGCCUUUUGGAAGAUUUCCUCCUCACUGGCGCCCUGCUGCACGCUUUCUUGUACGACUUGUGGUUCAGGAUAUGAAACUUCUCUCGUCGGAGUUGAGUUCGUUGAAGACUGAGCGCGAUGAUCUUAUCGGCCGGUUGUAUCAUCAGCAACAGAAGAAUCAGGAGCUAACAACGCAGCUCACCGAGGCCACAGCUACCUGCAAAGAGCAUGAACAGCAGCUACAACAACUGAAGCAGCAAAUGGAAACAGUCUCAACAGAGAGACAGCAGCUGCAGUCGCAGCUAAUCCAGUAUAAAAUCAAAUAUGCAGAAAGCGCCUACGAAGAACUUGGGGCACGUCAGGGGGCCCUUCAGCGCACCUUAACUGGAGUUUCCCUUCAAGGGGUCUCGCCUCAGCAGAGCACUGUCUCUCCACCUUCGCCUAGGGGACUAGAGAGCCUCUUUGGGGGCUUUUUAACUUUCAGAGGCGUAUCACACACGAACGAUCACUGCACUGGGCCUAGUAUGGCAGCUGCGUUUGCGCAGAAACAGCAACAACAACAAAAAAUGCUGCAGCAGCAAGGGCAGCAGCAGCAACCGCGACCAGAUGGCAAUUCGUACUACUCGCCGAGGGGCGCCAUUCCUGUGAAAGCCUCUUCAUCCCCCUUCGUCCCACCUCUUCAGCUACAAAUGCUGCAGCAGCAAAGCCCCUUGCAGCAACAGCGACAGCAGCAGCAGCAACAGCACCCGCCGCAGCAGACACCAAUGUCUCCCAGAGAGGAAAGAGGUUGGGGCGCUUCUAUCGGGGGUGGAACUCGCAAGCUUUUUUCUCGUAUAAUGGGGAAAACUCCAAAAGAUGCAGACGAAGCUUCCGACUUGCAUGAGGGGCCCCCAAGGACUUCGCCCAGCGUUAGGAGGGCCCCCCAGGUACCCCCACUGAGAUGCCAGUCAGGCCUUUCCGAGGCGGUUCCCUUUGUUCAUGCAUCGGCUAGGAGGGAAGCACUUUUCAGGUGCUAUUCCGCUGGCAGAAUGCACAGUAGUAGCAACAGCUGCAGCAGUAGGAGCUGUUACAGCGACAGCUCUAGUAAGAGCAAUAGCCGCAGCAACAAGAGCACCAGCAGUGGAGGACGCCCUGAGCGGAGACUCAGCUCCCUAGAAGCCCCCACAACAGAUAUACUGGGUGCUCUACCCGAUUGUACACAAGAAAGCAGCUCGGAAUGCCCUCAGGGGCCCCCGGGGGAUCCUCACGUUGUGGGGGAGGCCCUGCAGAAAACUGCAGUGGAGGCGGGCCCUGAAGGAGAACCCUUGGGUCGUUCUCUCUCUUUGCAUGAGGACGAGCCGCUUGAUUACAUCAAUCAAAGGCCACCUGGGCUUCAAACUCCUAAAGAAGAGGCCUCUACAAAAAACGAUGCCUGUAGGACUGAUGGGCCUGUGGGAGAAGCGGGUGCUGAGGAGGAGCGCCGUGAGGAGGGCGCUGAGAUGCUCUCCACACCUUCAGGUAGCCUCCCCAUGGGGGCACUGAUUAAGUCGCCUAGUGGAGCCCUGCAGCUCUCGCAAAACUUUAAAGGCUUCCGGAAGAGCAUCAGCCAAGCCAUGCACCUCCUCCGACGUGGCAGUAGCAGCAGCAGCAGCAGCAGCAAAAAUCACUCUCUGGCAGCAAGCCCAACAUCGCUCUAUGAUCAGCCUACCGACGAGCAAAAAGGCGUUAUUGGGGCCUCUGGGCCCCGCGACGCCCCAGGUGGCCUCUCCCUUUCCGAAGCAGGUCUUCCAGAAGAGGGUCUCACCAGAGAUCCUCUGUCAUGGCUUGAGGCAUAG
Cyclospora cayetanensis is the source of this 2820-nucleotide messenger RNA. RefSeq lists its product as uncharacterized. Lineage: Eukaryota; Apicomplexa; Conoidasida; Eucoccidiorida; Eimeriidae. Bases 1 to 2820 code for a protein of 939 amino acids. The transcript has 3 exons. The record is from RefSeq and is a predicted model, not a curated record.